This is a messenger RNA of Haplochromis burtoni (Burton's mouthbrooder), 1785 nucleotides long. RefSeq names its product rap1 GTPase-activating protein 1-like. The record is from RefSeq and is a predicted model, not a curated record. Gene Ontology annotation, cellular component: cytoplasm. The transcript is spliced from 5 exons. Gene Ontology annotation, biological process: activation of GTPase activity; regulation of small GTPase mediated signal transduction. Gene Ontology annotation, molecular function: GTPase activator activity. The coding region runs from base 637 to 1317 and encodes 226 amino acids. Lineage: Eukaryota; Metazoa; Chordata; Actinopteri; Cichliformes; Cichlidae.
CCUUGCUUGAGCAAAGGAAGAAGAUAUCCCUAAUGCAGAGCUUUUUGAAAGAUACCGCUUGGAUACAAAUUUUAAUACUUGAGAACAGUCCCUUUGUCCUCCAGAUGCAUGAGUGUCCUUCUGGCAACUUCAAGCUUUUGGCAGCAAAGAAGAUGAAGUUAUUUUGCAGCCAUGAUAACAUUCAGUCGUCAGCAGAUUCAUAAAGCAUUUUCUGUUUGAGUUUGCAGUACCUCCACUGAUACUGAGAAGUGUUAAUUACCAAAAUAUCCACACUUUUCUGAAAUAAUUCGAACUCAGUCUUAAGUCUGUCUUACAGUGAAAAAUCUGUUUCCCAAAGCAGAUUUCUGUCUGUACUUUCAGAAAUGCUAUAUACACCCAUGAGUUGCAUGUUUUUUGUAUAUAUAUUUAUUUUCUGUAAAAUAUUGAGAUUUUUCAUCUUAUUAAAUUGUUGGAACAAGAGCUUGAAGAUGGAUUUAAUUUUUUGGCUGAUGGCGUCAUGCGUUUCAGAGGGAGAGAUUGUGCUCUUUUGGAUUAAAGUCAUGUCUACCUUGCCAGUCAGUCUUUUAGAGCAAUUGCUGGCAGUGAUGUUUUUUUUUGACAGGCCUGUAUUUGUGUUAGCAGAAGUGGUCAUUUGAGAUGUUUCCGCUGUUGUUAGCUUUGUUUAUCUGUGCCCCCCAGCUGCAGAGAAAGAGACACAUAGGCAACGACAUUGUGGCCAUCGUGUUCCAGGAGGAAAAUACGCCCUUUGUACCAGACAUGAUCCAGUCCAACUUCCUGCAUGCAUAUGUGGUGGUGCAGGUGGAAAAUGCAUGUACAGACAAUGUCACCUACAAGGUUUCUGUGACAGCAAGAGAUGAUGUACCCUUCUUUGGGCCUGCUUUGCCUGACCCUGCCAUCUUCAAAAAGGGCCCUGAGUUUUAUGAGUUCCUCUUCACUAAACUCAUUAAUGCAGAAUACGCCUGCUACAAGGCUGAGAAGUUUGCCAAGUUAGAGGAGCGAACUCGUUCGGCACUUUUGGAAACACUAUAUGAGGAGCUGCACAUAAACAGUCAGUCCAUGAUGGGUCUGGGUGGCGACGAAGAUAAGCUGGAGAAUGGGGGUGGAGGAGGUGGAGGAGGAGGCUUCUUUGAAUCAUUCAAGCGGGUCAUCCGCAGCAGAAGCCAAUCUAUGGACGCCAUGGGCCUCAGUAACAAGAAGUCACACACAGUCUCCACUAGUCACAGUGGCAGCUUUACCCACAAUCCCGCAGAGAGUCCCAAAACCCCAGGGAUUGUAAGUAGCCCAUUUUGGUUCACACGUUGCCCACCUAACACUUAGAUUCAGGGUAUAGUAUACUCGCAGAGCAGUGGGUUCACGUACAAAAUAAAUUAACCACUAUUCUUUCUCGUAAGAAGCACUUUGGGAAAUUACUCAUGUUGGCACAUUGGAGCACUUUACUUUGAUCAGUAUGUUAACAUCAAACACUCACUUUCAUUCCCUAGAUUUUAAAUUCACUGCUGCUUUUACUAAAUCAGAUUUCACUAAUCAGCCUUUUUCCAAGUACAGUUCAUAGUGUUCAUGUUAAUACCUUUUUUUAUUUGGAAAAUUAACAGAAGCGCUCAUUCGCCAUUUGUCAUUCAUCCUCAUCUGUUUAAAGAAUCGUUAUCUUCACAAAGAGUGACAGACUUCUAGGACAAUGUUAUAAAAUAAUGUCAGCUGUGGAAUUAACCCAGUGAUUUUCUUAUCGGUAUAUAUAGAUGAAUGAUUGCUUGUGAGCCCCAGUCUAGUCUCUAUUCCAAGUUGUGA